This is a messenger RNA of Lates calcarifer (barramundi perch), 915 nucleotides long. RefSeq names its product gastrula zinc finger protein XlCGF8.2DB-like. Gene Ontology annotation, molecular function: RNA polymerase II cis-regulatory region sequence-specific DNA binding; DNA-binding transcription factor activity. Gene Ontology annotation, biological process: regulation of transcription by RNA polymerase II. NCBI's taxonomy places the organism in Eukaryota, Metazoa, Chordata, Actinopteri, Centropomidae. The annotation marks the transcript as partial. The transcript has 2 exons. The record is from RefSeq and is a predicted model, not a curated record.
AUGGGUUUGCUCAAACUGCAUUUUGAACGAACAGCCUGUGGCCAGACGUGCAACCCUCCCCUGGACUUAACGACAGAAGUUGUAGUAGCAGAGGAGACGUCAGAAAAAGGCAGUGGUCAGUACAAAUGCCAGAAAUGUGGUGAUAGCUUCAGUAGCAUCCUGGAGCGGCUGAGGCAGAUCUACAGCCGAGCGUCAGAUUUAAAGAGACACCAGAUGAAACACACCGGCGAGCGGCCGUUUGCCUGUGAGUGUGGGAAGAGCUUCACCCAUGUGUGGCUUCUGAAUAAACACCAGCAGAUCCACACCAGGGAGCGUCCGUACCCUGCAGAGUGUGGCAAAAGCUUCACACAGCUCCAGAUACUUAACAGGCACCUGCUGACUCACAACGGCCAGCGGCCUUUUCAGUGCUCCUACUGUGAGAAGAGCUUCACCCAGCUGGCCAGCCUCACACGCCACGAGAGGAUCCACACGGGUGAGAGGCCGUACCUCUGCACCACCUGUGACAAGACGUUCCUCACGCAUGGAGAGCUGAGCAGACAUCAGCGCAGCCACAGCAACUUCAGGCCGUUCAGCUGCUCGCAGUGCCCCAAGAGCUUCAAGACCAAGCGCGCUCAGAGCGAACACCUCAAUACACACACAGGUGAGCGUCCAUUUGCUUGCACGCGUUGCGGGAAGAGGUUCGCCAAGUCCACCUCACUCGUACGGCACAACCUGACUCACACAGGGGAGCGGCCGCACCAGUGCUCCCAGUGUGGAAAGACCUUCCUCACCUCCGGUGAGCUGCUCCUCCACAAACGGAUCCACACACACACGACCUUAUCCCUGCUCCUACUGCGAGAGGAGGUUCAGGUGCUCCUCCGACCUCAACAUGCACAUCAGGACACACCGGGGAGAAGCCACACAGCUGUCUGUUCU